AGUCUGUCCACCAUAAAGAAGACUAAAGUCAGGACUAUGAUAAGAUACCCUGCAUUCACCCUGGAUGAAUGCAGCUCUGGCAACAUCCAAGAAACUGAACAUUAUGCAGGAUUUUAAAACAAAAAAGCCCACAUCAUUGGCAACUUCAACAUUCAUCCACCACGAAUGUACACCUCUAUUUAAGGACCCAAGGAUGGGAAUGACGAGAGUUUAAGUUUUGUGAAGAGUUUAAGGAGAAGUGUCCACAUACUGUGCAGUGUGGGCUACGUCUGGCUGAGAAAAAUAACACUGGGAUUGUCCGUCACUUUGGCCUUCAGAUUCUGGAGCAUUCUAUAAAGUUUCGCUGGAAUGGUAUGGUACACCGUGAUAAAGUCCAACUGAAGAAUAGUGUGAUGACUCUUCUAUCCCGCGGUACUCAUAAUAUUAUGGUGGAAGAGGCUUACAUUAAGGAUGCACUUUCCCGAAUUGUGGUCGAAAUGAUCAAGCGUGAAUGGCCACAGCAGUGGCCAGAUAUGCUAAAUGAAAUGGAUAAACUAACUGCCAUGGGGGAGACACAAACUGAGCUGGUGAUGUUGAUCCUUCUGCGCUUAGUAGAAGAUGUUGUGACUUUCCAGACUAUUCCUGCUCAGCGGCGUAAGGACAUACAGCAUGCAUUAACUCAAAAUAUGAUGCAGCUGUUCAGUUUUCUCUUGGACAUCUUGCAAGAGCAUACACAGAGCUACAAACAGCUGAAAGCAGAUACUACUCAAGAAAAUAAGGCCAAGGCACACUGUCGUGUUGCAGUAGCUACUCUGAAUACCCUGGCUGGAUAUGUGGACUGGGUUGCUUUGCACCAUAUAACAGCUGAUAGCUGCAAGCUACUUGAGGUUCUGUGUAUGUUAUUAACGGAACCUGAAUUGCAGCUCGAAGCAGCAGAAUGUCUCCUUAUUGCCAUCAGCAGAAAGGGUAAACUGGAGGAUCGUAAGCCUCUCCUGGUCCUCUUUAGUGAUGCUGCUAUGCACUGCAUUUUAUCAGCUGCACAAACAGCUCAUGGAGCAGGGCUUGUGGAACAACACUACAUGUUUCUAAAGAGGCUUUGUCAAGUUCUUACAGCACUCGGUGGACAGCUGACAGCGCUGUGGGGAAGCGACAAAGAUGUCGGCCAACCUCCUAAUUUCAACAAAUAUUUACAAGCAUUCUUGGCUUUCACCAAUCACCCUAGUCAGUAUUUAAGAUCAUCAACUCAGAUAGCCUGGUGUUCGUUUUUAAGACAUGAGCAUGUCUCUAAGGACCCUGUGUUGCUGGAGGUCAUUCCACAAUUGUUGCACGCAACAAUGGCUAAUCUUUUGAAGGUUGGAUUUCCUUCCAAGAGUGACAGCCCAAGUUGUGAAUAUUCUCGUGUGGAUUUUGACAAUGAUGAAGACUUCAAUGCGUUUUUCAAUUCAUUCCGAGCUCAACAAGGAGAGACCAUUCGACUCUCUUGUCGUCUGUCACCAAUGACUGGAUUCAACAUGGCUUCUGAGGCCCUGCAGUAUCAGCUUACGGCAGUCAUUGAUGUUGGCCCUACAAUGUCUAAGACCGGCAAAGGUUUGUGCUCUAUCUUUUCACCAUCUUUUGUGCAGUGGGAUGCACUGACCUUCUUUAUGGAGAGUGUGAUGAGCCAGCUAUUCAGAACCAUGGAGCCUGAGCAACUUCCGGUGGCAGAUGGAAUUGAGCUGCUAAAAGCUGUUUUAAGUUAUCAAACCCAUGAUCCGCUCAUUCUAUCAUGCAUCCUAACAGCUGUGUCCACACUUUCUCCUUUCCUUCUCCAUGAUGCCACUGUCUUACCACAAGUCCUCGAAAAGCUCUUUGCAUCUGCGACUUUCGAAGUGGUCGAGGAGAGCCAGGCUCCAAGAACAAGAGCAGUGAAAAAUGUUCGUAGGCAUGCUUGUUCGUCUAUUCUCAAGAUGUGCAGAGAUCACCCAGAACUGAUAAUGCCGGUGUUUGAAAUGUUCUAUGCCCAUGUCAAGCGUCUGCAGCAAGACGAACGGCAACUUACACAGUUGGAGAAGUGUGCUUUAAUGGAAUCUCUGGUUCUCCUGAGCAAUCAGUUCAAGGAUUAUGAGCGACAGAAAGCCUUCCUAGAGGAACUCAUGGCCCCUGUUACUAACCUUUGGUUGUCUGAGGAGAUGCAGAGAGUGCUUUCAGAUCCAGCGAUGUUUCUUUCCUACAUUGGUGCCGAUGUCACUCCAGAUGAUCCCAUUAGAGAAGAUCCAGCAGGCAUCAACAGAUCUCGGAUCAGCUUGUGUGUUUACACCAUACUUGGAGUUGUGAAGCGGGCUCGCUGGCCUACUGACCUGGAGGAGGCAAAGGCCGGAGGGUUCGUGGUUGGAUUCACACCCAGCGGGUCUCCGAUCUACCGCAACGCCUGCACUGAGCAUGUCAUCAAACUUCUUGACAACCUGCUCGCCCUGAUAAGGACACAUAAUAACCUUUGGCUGCCAGAGAUGUUGGCACAGCUCAGCCCACACUUUACAAAAGCCCAUGACAUGCUUGAAGUGGAAAAGAAUGCGAUUCUUGGUAUUCCACAGCCUUUGCUCGAUCAUGCUGAUGCUCCAGUGUACAAAUCUGUGUUGGAACGAAUGCAAGGGUUCUUCUGUACUUUGUAUGACAAUUGUUUUCAUAUCCUUGGGAAUGCUGGACCAAGUAUGCUUCAGGAUUUUUUUGACAUAACCAAUUUUGCAGAAUCCGUAAUAAACUCAGCUUUUGUGAAUCUGGAGAAUAUUCCUGACUACAGGCUCCGUCCAGUGCUACGUGUAUUUGUGAAACCAUUAGUCCAGUCCUGCCCACCCGAACAUUAUGAAUCUGUGUUGUGCCCAAUUCUUGGACCUUUGUUCUCUUACUUGCUGCAGAGACUAAGUGCCAAGUGGGUUGUCAUCAAUCAGAGGGGCCUGCUGGAGGCUGAAAGUGGUGCUCCUGAGGAGAAUCCUGAAUCCCAAGAAAUGCUGGAUGAGCAACUGACCCGACUUCUCACGCGCGAAUCCAUUGAUCUAAUGACUGUUUGCUGUUGUGUUAAGAAGGGCCCUGAGUCCAUAUCAGGUGACAUGGAUGUAGAUGAUGAAAUGAUGAACACAAGUGAUGGGCCACAUGUUGGAUCUGAAGAACUCACUGACCUUGGAAAAUGUCUGCUUAAGUCUGAGGAUAUCUGUAAGGCACUGUUAGCAACUGCCUACAGUGCAAUCACUUGGAGUGACACCAUUACGUGUCAGCGAGCAACACUCCAACUUUGCUGGCCAUUGAUCAAACAGGUAUUGUCUGCAACCCUGCAUUCUGAUGCAGCCAGUUGGUUCUUUAUGAGCGUGCUUAGAGGACUGCAAAUGCAUGGACAACAUGAAGGAUGCCUUGCAGCACUGGUCAAUCUUGCUUUCAUGAUCUAUGAGGCACUGAGACCACGAUAUCCCGAUUUAAAAACAGUCAUGCAGCAAGUUCCUCAAAUCUCUGGAGAUGCUUUGGACCAGUUUGAUACAAAACUUCUGAACCCAUCAUCUCAUAAAAUGGGUGACAAAAGAAGAAAGGACCUCUUCAAAAAACUAUUGUCUGGUUGCAUUGGGAAGCCACUUGGGCAGAAGUUCAAAAAAGAGGUGCAUAUCAAAAACUUGCCCACCCUUUUCAAGAAACCAAAACCACAGCCCACCACACCAAUAGAAGAAACUAAUGAAGACAAUGUCCUAACCCCACUCUUUGACCCAAGAGCUCAGGACAUGUGAAGAGUGGCAGGCUGUGGUUAGCUUCCACUCCUGCUUCAUAGAAUAAAAUGGACCUUUUAUGUUGAUUUUUUUUUAAACUUGUAGUGUGUCUUUAGUUGUAAGGUGUUCAACAACAUUAGCAUAGUGGAAAUUAGCAUCAAAUAGCUACUUUAAAAUGGCUGCUCACCUUAAAAAGAACACUUUCAUGAAGCCAAGAUAAUAACUAUAACAAAUUGGUAGCCAGAUGUUUCUGCUAAAUACAAUACCUAGUUAACUGCUGAUGGUGAAAGUUAUACCCCACAAAAUUAUUUCUGCCACAAAUUCUUUUAGCCAACCUGCAUAACUUUGUAAUGCAUUCUGUGGUGGAAAGAACUGCAAACCGAUUGUGGUAGUUCGUUAUGAAAUGCCUUAACCUUUUCAGAAAUUGAAUUAAUAAAUUGAGUUUGCAGCAAUCUGUUUAUCCAUGUGUUGUAUACUGACAGUUUGUGCUCUCUGUACUAAAAUAAAUCAGAAGGAUCCUUUUCAAGUUUUGUUAAAAUAUUUUGUAUGCCAUUGUUUAAUAUUAAAUUUGACUGUCCAGUUUUGUGUAUGAACGUUUAUCUUCUAAUGCAUGUCGAGACAACCAGACCUACAUAAUUGCAUACAUUUUGAUUUUUUUUUAAAUCUACGUCAGUCUGCUAAGUCUAGACGGGUAAAAUUUCAGAAGCAGAAAAUAAUGGGAACUAGUAACUUCAUUUUAAAAUUUGUUACCAAAUUUCUCUGCAUUUAGCAUUAGCAACUCACUUUACACUUUGUUUUAAAUGUAGAUUUUGAAAAUGAACUGGAAAUUAACAUUAAAGUGAUGGUUGUUCCUGUUCCAAGAAUUUUUGUGGAAGAGUCUUUUAUAAUAGUUGUAAGGUGGAUGAACCAUCUACAACUAAAUGUUUUUCUUCCAUUUUUAUUUUCUCAGCUAAUUUGAUUGGCUCAUUUAUCUUUUGUAUCUUAACAGGUGAAAUGGCAUAUUUGAGUUAUGUGACAUUCACGGUAAUGUUUGUUGUUUUGAAAGUACAGUCUUACCCUAACUGGUUUGUAAUUGAUAUAAACUUACUGAAAUUUUCAGUUAAUCACCUUUUGUACUCCAUUUAUGUAAUGCAUGAUAAAGUGAAGAACCUGUUCUUAAUGGAAGUACUGAUAUUACUGAGCGCUGACUUCACCGUGUAUUAGAAUAGAACUCCUUGUCUGACAUAAAACCAAUUACUGUUAAUCCCAGUUAAGACACUAUUAAAAAUGUUCAUUAAAUGUUAACUUGUAACAUCUUUUUAGUAUAAAGCUGGCCGCCUACAUUUUAAAAGAACUGCCAACUCUUCGAUGACAAUGCACUAGCCACAAGUUCUAAAAUUGAUUCUGUGUAUAUCUACCGGUGGCAUGUUAAGUUGAACAAUUUUCAUUUAUACUUCACUCCUAGUUAUGUUGCAUGUUUCCUCAAUCGUACGUACUUUAACUCUGGUAAAACUAUUUAAGAGCGAAACUGCAGAAUUAUGCUCAUUUCGUAAAGUUGAGCACUAUGAAAGGAAAUAUGACUUUAUUUCAAUUUUUUUCUUUCCUCAAAAAUUUUGUUCUGAGACUUGAGACAGGAAUGAUAUGAAUUGGAGGAAAAUAUUGUCAUUUGCUUUGAUUUUUAUUUCACCAAUAAAGACAAUUCCAAAUGUA
Rhincodon typus (whale shark) is the source of this 5393-nucleotide messenger RNA. Its product is annotated as exportin-5. Gene Ontology annotation, cellular component: nucleus; cytoplasm; RNA nuclear export complex. The transcript has 32 exons. Lineage: Eukaryota; Metazoa; Chordata; Chondrichthyes; Orectolobiformes; Rhincodontidae. Gene Ontology annotation, biological process: protein export from nucleus; RNA export from nucleus. Gene Ontology annotation, molecular function: RNA binding; nuclear export signal receptor activity. The record is from RefSeq and is a predicted model, not a curated record. Bases 354 to 3725 code for a protein of 1123 amino acids.